GGGGCAAAUGUGAAGUUGUCCCCGAAGCGGGUUUCAAGUAGGGUUUUACAGUUUGCUCUCUGGUCGGACGGCGCGCCGACGCGAUGCUUCGCUCCCUAGUCCGCUGCCAUGCGCUCCCUCCGUCGACGCAACUCCGUCGCGUCCUCUUCUUCUCCACCGGAACUUCCGUCUCCUCCUCAGGCGUCACUGCUUCUCCCGAUCCCCACUUCAUCGUCGAAUACCUCAUGAAUUCAUGCGGGUUCUCCGCCGACGAUGCUUCCAAGGUUUCUAAGUUUUGCCCUCGUAUUAAGUCCACAGAGAAGGCUGACGCCGUUCUUGGAUUCUUCAAAUCUCAGGGCCUUGAUGGUGCUAAUCUGAGAAGGAUAAUAGCUUGGAAACCAGGAUUGCUCGGCUGGGAUGUGGAGACGAACCUUGCUCCAAAGUUUAAAAUUUUGCGCGACAUGGGAUUAUCUGGGUCCGACAUCAUCGAUGUCAUUCGGCGGCACCCUAUCGUUAUUGUCUCCAACAGCAAGAUCCCGCUUCUCCUCCGAUUUAAGGUUUGGGAAAGUUUAUUGGGAUCAAAGGAGAUCCUCCUCAAGAAUCUCCGGAGGUGUGGAUGGUUUUUUAGCAGCAACAUUGAGAAUGUAGUGCGCCCCAACAUGAACUUCUUACGGGAUGAAUGUGGUAUUCCUCAAGACCGGAUUUCCCUUGUCAUUAAAAGGCACCCCAGCUUCAUCGCGCAGAAUCCUGAAUCCCUCCGGGCUUUGGUAGAUAGAGCUGAGGGGAUUGGAAUUCCCCGUGAAUCUAAAAUGUUCCUUUGGAUUCUUGAUGUGCUGCACGGGGUCAGCAGGGAAAAAUUUGAGGCCCAUGUAAAGAUCAUGAACAGCUUUGGUUGGUCGAACUCGGAUUUUGUUUCUGUAGUCAAGAAGCAUCCAACUUUUUUAUGUCUUUCAACAGAGGUAUUGCAGAGAAAGAUGGAAUUUUUAGUUAAGGAUGUUGGAAUGGCACCUUUAGACAUUGCUAAGAAGGCAGUGGUUUUACGAUUAGGUUUGGAAAAGAGGUUAAUUCCUCGAUUUCAUGUGAUGGAGAUUUUAAAAUCUGAAGGGUUAUGGACUUCACAGAUGAUGUUAUCUACGUUUUUCUCAUCGCCAGGACCAAAAUUUUUGCAGAAGUAUGUACUCCCUUAUAAAGAUAAAUUACCCAAACUGCUUGAAGUCUUGUGAAUUGUAGCUGAGUUUGAGAGGAAUAUCCAGCAGGGGUUUAUUUGGUGCUUACUGCUGCAAUGGCAUGCAUAGCUGCUAUUGCUUUUCUUUGAUAACCCAGUGGGAUACUGCUGCAAUGGGACACCUGUAUUCCAAUGAUCACCCACAUUUCAAGUGUAGCUCUAUGGAUCCUAGCAUCCUUCUCAGAAUGUGGAGACAACCCCUUCUCCAAAGUUCCAAUCAUCCUGCAAUACAGGGCUUUUGAUAGAUUGAGUUCAGAUGGUAUAAAUGAAUCAAAUCACUCAUGAGCUAUUUGAAUCUCGAUUCGAUAAAAGUUCGUUUGAGCUCUUUUAAUGAGGCUCGUUAAAA
This is a messenger RNA of Zingiber officinale, 1550 nucleotides long. Its product is annotated as transcription termination factor MTERF8, chloroplastic-like. Gene Ontology annotation, molecular function: double-stranded DNA binding. The record is from RefSeq and is a predicted model, not a curated record. Gene Ontology annotation, cellular component: chloroplast. The transcript has 2 exons. NCBI's taxonomy places the organism in Eukaryota, Viridiplantae, Streptophyta, Magnoliopsida, Zingiberales, Zingiberaceae. Gene Ontology annotation, biological process: chloroplast organization; regulation of DNA-templated transcription. The coding region runs from base 84 to 1202 and encodes 372 amino acids.